This is a messenger RNA of Platichthys flesus (European flounder), 2808 nucleotides long. RefSeq names its product nuclear factor 7, ovary-like. Lineage: Eukaryota; Metazoa; Chordata; Actinopteri; Pleuronectiformes; Pleuronectidae. The coding region runs from base 236 to 1639 and encodes 467 amino acids. Gene Ontology annotation, molecular function: ubiquitin-protein transferase activity; protein binding; zinc ion binding. Gene Ontology annotation, biological process: protein ubiquitination. The transcript has a single exon. The record is from RefSeq and is a predicted model, not a curated record.
CACACACACAGAGAAAUAAACACAAUAAGAAAAACCGCUACACAAAAACAACCACAUCCACUGAGAGGACUACUGCUGGAGGAAACACUGGAAACACUGGAAACACUGGAAUACUGGAAUACCUAAACUUCAACACGCUGCGGACCGAGCCACGACUCAAAGUGAAAGUAAAUCUUCUUGUACCGACACACCUCGCUGUCCGUUUGCUGGGCUUUCAGUUUUACUGAGAGACAAAAUGUCUUCCAAAUCAGACGAGGAUUUCUCUUGUCCCAUCUGCCAUGAUAUCUACAAAGAUCCUGUGGUCCUGUCAUGCAGCCACAGCUUCUGUAAAGCCUGUCUGCAGAGAUGGUGGAGGGGGAAACAGGCACUUCUGUGCCCGUGCUGUAAGACUAAAUCGUCAACGGGCAAUCCACCUCGUAACUUGGCUUUGAAGAACCUGUGUGAGGCGUUCUUAAAGGAGAGAGAUCGCAAAGGAUCGGUAGAGUCUGAGGUUCUCUGCAGUCUGCACGCUGAGAAGCUCAGACUCUUCUGUCUGGAUCACAAGGAGGCCGUGUGUCUCGUCUGCAGAGAUUCAAAGAAACACACCGACCACACAUUCAGACCCAUUGAUGAGGCUGCACAGGAUCACAGAGAGGAGCUGCAGAAACACCUGAAGCCUCUGCAGGAGAAACUGAAGCAGCUGGAACAAGUUAAAGGAAACUGGGACCAAACAGCACAGCACAUUCAGGUCCAGGCCCGACAAACAGAGAAGCAGAUACAGGAGCAGUUUGAGAAGCUUCGGCAGUUUCUAAAGGAGGAAGAGGAGGCCAGGAUCGCUGCUCUGAGGGAGGAAGAGCAGCAGAAGAGUCAGAUGAUGAAGGAGAAGAUUGUGGGUCUGAACAGAGACAUAGCAGCUCUUUCUCACACAGUAAGAGUCACAGAGAAGGAGCUGAGAGCUGAGGACGCCUUGUUCCUGUUCAACUACAAGACUGCAGUAGACAGAGUCCAGCAGCGCCCCCUAUUGGACGAUCCACAGCUGCUCUCAGGAGCUCUGAUAGACGAGGCCAAACACCUGGGCAACCUGACCUUCAACAUCUGGAACAAGAUGAAGGAGAUGGUCUCCUACACUCCUGUGAUUCUGGAUCCAAACACUGCCGACCCCGAGCUUGUCGUGUCUGAAGAUCUGACCAGUGUGAGAUCUGGAGAGAGGCGCCAGCUUCCGAAAAACACGGAGAGGACCAAAUUCUCCUGCUCUGCUCUCGGCUGUCAAGGAUUUGACUCAGGGACUCACAGUUGGGACGUUGGCGUCGGAGACAACAAAGACUGGGAACUGGGCGUGUUGGGAGAGCAAACCCAGAUGAGCGAACGCCUGAAGGCAGGACUGUGGAGAAUUAUGUUCUUCAAUACGAAGUUGACAGCGUUCUCCACCUCAGGCUCAGAGCAGGAUCUGUCUCUGAAGAAGAAGCUCCAGAGGAUCAGGGUUCGUCUGGACUUCGACGAAGGAGAACUGUCUUUCUUUGAUCUUGACUCCAACACACACAUACACACAUUCAAACACACUUUCACAGAAACCCUGUUUCCAUACAUUUACACAGAGAGUCGUCUCGCAGUGAAGAUUUUACCAGUGAAGGUGUCUGUGACCGUGGAACAGCCGAGUUAGAGAUCAUGAUGAAAAUUCUCGAUUUACACACAUUUUUCAUUUGCCAAGAUAUAAUUUUGAUUAUUGUCUUUGGUCGUUUUAUAAAAUUGCGGGUAAUGCUAGAUUUACAAUGUUAUUAAUAAUCUCUGUUCUGUAAAAUUAAAUUACAUAUUUAGAAGUUGAAGAAGCAGAAAUCACUUCCAGUUCUUGCUCGAUGUGACUUUUGAGAGUGGUUGUGACCUCACGUGAGAAAUGUGGAAGUGACUGAGAGUCACUGCUUCGAUUGAAUGAUUCCGCUGCAGCAAGUUGAAGAGUGAAGCUGAACUGUAGAUCAGUCAAAAAGAAUUAGAAAUCCAAAUGAAGUAGGAAACUUUUGAAAUAUUAAAUAAUUCUGGUAAUAUCCACAGCUGAGGGGUGUUUCAGUUCAGUGAGUGGGACGACACAGUCAGAGCACGGAGCCCAACAGAGUUAAUCUCCACUUGUGCCUGCAGAGGGCGCUGUUGCCCAGUGUAGGCUACAUAGUGUUGCUUUAAAACCGGGAUACAGGUUUACUGAGCUCAGAGGCUUAUAAUAACAAUUAGAAAACAUAAUUAGCAUAAGCAAUGCAGUGUUGAACAACAGCUGAGCGUCGCUGUCCCCGGAUAAAAUAUCUGACGUGCUCGUGGUCGCUCGUCGUAUUAGCUGUAGCCAAUCACCUUGACAAGGGGCCUAAAUUGAACCUGUGUGUGUUUGUGUGCUCGCUGCUCACCGCUGCCGGCGCUUGUCAAAGAGAGUUUGCGAGAGAAGAACCGUACAAUCAGACAUCUUGACGGUGGUUAAUAUAGCAACCCAUCCUGAGAUGAUGGUUGACGAAGCUGUGAUGCUUUUACAGAUUCUUUGAUUGUGUAUCAUUUGUAUUUGUGAUGUAAAUUCUUGUGUCACUGGACGGUGGGGUUGAUAUAUUUUUGGAUAAAAUGCUUAGAAAUAGGUGGAAAUUCACAUAAUGAGGAAAAGGUGUUUUCAUUUAAUGUCUCCGGUAGAAGGGAAGUAUCACUUCAAUGUUUUGUGUUAUGUUGUGUUGAAAAUGUGGAUAUCAAAACUGAAUAGAUGUUUAACAGAAAGCGAAUAUAAAUUGUGCAUUGUGAUUUUUCUCUGAUUGUUCUUUGGAUUAUUUUAAUUGUGGGAUCAAUAAAAAUUAAAUCUAAGGGAUC